UACUUUGUAAAACUUUAUGAGUCUCAGUGAUUAUGCACAUUUCCUCAUUUAUGUUCUGGUCUCAGAAUGAAUUCAAAACACUUUUGAAAUCUGCCGGCUGCAAACUUGUGGUGAUUGAAUUUUCAGCAAAAUGGUGUGGUCCUUGCAAAAAGAUUUGUCCUAUUGUUCAUGCAAUGUCUAUGCAUUACCAAAAUGUAGUGUUUGCGAAUGUGGAUGUCGACGAUUCUCGGGACUUGGCCCAAACUUGUAACGUCAGAGUAAUACCCACAUUUCAGUUGUUCAAGCAAACCAAAAAGAUUUUUGAAUUUUGUGGAGCUGAUGCUAGCAAAUUAGAAGCGAAGAUUCAAGAACUAAUGUAACCUGAUCGCCAAGACAAAAUACACUGGCAGCAUUUUAAAGCCCACAGCCAAGUGUUCGUGUUUUCAUUUCCAGCAAAUACUGUAAUGUUCUACUGUGCUCUCCCCUAAUGCGCUGCAGGUUGAAUUUCUUCUUGCAACUCGCGGAGAAAUCGCUUAAUAGCCCUGAGCUCUCAGAGAUUGCGGUCAUUCCCAUUCUCUAAGAUGUCCUUUCCACUUAUUCUGAGCACAUCCCUUAGGCAAUAUUGUUAUGACCUUCACAACAGAGACGCUGUCCAGCUACAUAAUAUCAGGUCAUUGGGACGGUUUCCAGAGAUCACCAAGAUGGAAUUCUUCUCGGUGAUCUAGAAACCAAUAAAUGCCUCAUUGCCCUGGGGCACUCCAAAUAUAUAGCGCUUCUCCCAAUGAAGCCAUUGUUCGCGGUACAAAAUUCUUUUCCAGUGUAUUAGCUAGAAUUGUGUCAUUUUUCUCUCUCUCAUUGCCUUUCUAAAAUUAUUCUAUAAUUUUUUUAAAAUCUCUCAAAAACAAAAGCCAGAAAGUAAUUUUCCUACCUAUACAUAUUUUUUAAACUGAGAUCGCUCAGACAGUUAGCGCUCAGAGAAGUUGGCUGCUUCUCCUAUUAACUGCACCCACCCUAGGGCUGCCAUCAGAUGAACACCAGGGCCUUUAAGUCGUGGAGCCAGCUCUCCCAAGCCAUCAAUGACUGAGAUUUUGACGACGCCUAGGAUCCACGUGCCUUGUUAGAAUUCUUUGGAGUAUAGAGUAGCGGAAACCAACCUGUGCUAGCUUAAGCAAAAAGCAACACUGAUUUACCAUGCAACAAAUAUUUAUUGAGAACUUACUCUGUGCCAAGCACUCUUAUGGUCCCUUAAAAUAAAACUUGGUUGAUAGAAUCCAAAGACAGAGAUAUAUCCAGCCUUUUAUGAGAAUAGAAAUGAGGAGAGAAGGGGCGUGGGGGGCCCAGGAUGGUUCUGAGUGUGUCUGUCCUCUGCUUUUCUCUUCUCACCUGAAUCACCAUUCCUGUCGUUCUGGAUAGGUGUUCUUUACUUCCAGUCCUCAUGUGGGAAAGUAUCCCCUGAGAAUAACCCCCAAGUUAUCCCCUCCAUUCAAGAGACCAGCCAGACUGCACCUCAGGAAGACUCUAGUCAGUGGGUAGGAUCACAGGAUAAAACAGUUUUGCUCAUGCUAUAAGAUAGGGGUGAGGAUGGCAAGGAUCCCAGACAGGCAAGAGGUUCGAAAGACUCAAAAUAUUGUGUCCCAUACUAAACAUAAAAUUUUAAAACAAAGUAACAAUUUAAAGCAAAAAGUAUUGGACAAGAGGACAUAUAUCCAGCUAUGCUUAUGUAUAUAAAUAUUUAUGGACUUACGUGCUAGGCAAUACCCUAAACCCUUUG
This is a messenger RNA of Myotis daubentonii (Daubenton's bat), 1750 nucleotides long. Its product is annotated as thioredoxin domain-containing protein 8-like. Lineage: Eukaryota; Metazoa; Chordata; Mammalia; Chiroptera; Vespertilionidae. Gene Ontology annotation, molecular function: protein-disulfide reductase activity. The record is from RefSeq and is a predicted model, not a curated record.